Onthophagus taurus is the source of this 2468-nucleotide messenger RNA. Its product is annotated as zinc finger protein 532. Lineage: Eukaryota; Metazoa; Arthropoda; Insecta; Coleoptera; Scarabaeidae. The record is from RefSeq and is a predicted model, not a curated record.
CACGUAAUUCUUAAUGAAUGGGUGCAUGCACGUAUGCGCGAUUUAACAACGAAAAACGAUGAGUAAUAGUAAUACGCAUGCGUCAAAUAAAACUCGUAUCACCGGAAAUACUCGUAGCAAGCAACCUUAACUUGUGUUGUUUACAAUGGUAAAAACGUAAAAUAACCAUAAAUAAGGCUAUUUAUAAUUAAAGGAUUUUAUAAAAAUGACUUCAACACCAUCAAUAGUGGUGUCGACACAAGAAGAAGAAAGGGGUCAAUAUAUCACGAAAUGGAAUAUGCUUUUUAAUCGUAAUCAAAGUCAUUGGAUGGUUUGUGAUGCACGCGAAGGAAGUUAUGUUUAUGCUUGUUAUUCAUGUAGGGAUUUGUAAGUUUCUUAUUUAAAGGAAAAAGCUUUGACAUUUGCUAAAUGGUUUUAUGCGCAUGCUCUUUAAGAAUCGAUCAUAAUUAUCGUACCAGAGUGAAAUUUUCUUCAAAAUCAUCAUUUAUCGACCACAUAAAUCGCAUAACGAUAGGUUUAAAAUAUUAUUGUUCGGACUGUAUGUAUACCUAUAAAUUUUACAACCCCUGUUCCUUGCUUUUACAUGCUCGAAAACAUUUCCAACCAACAAUGGGUGUUAUAAAUUUCGACGAUAUCACGAUUUUUCAACUUCCACCUGAUUUAGUUGGAUUUCCAUUUUAUCCACAUGUUCCGAUGGUUUUUAACAUUGAAGAUGAAGAAUUAGGGACCACUUAUUACAUAAAUAGUAGCUUUUAUAAUCCAGUUGCUGAUCAGAAAGGGUUUAAAUGCGUUGAAAUGGUUGCAACUUUUAUUUUAUUUCUUAAAAAUGGAAAGAAAGCUUUAGUUUUAAAACAGAUUUGUAGUAACUUGCCGAAAUGUGUUUUUGUUCAGACCAAAAGCGAUGAUAAAAAUGUUAAAACGAAUACGGUAUUGAUUUAUUCUAAAAAUGAAAUGUUAAAAUUGAAUAAUGAUCAAAUUAACAAUAAAAAGGGUGAAAAUAUUGAGGAUGACGUCAAAUCUAAAGAAUUGCUUGGACUGUUUUCAAAAUGUUCGGAAUGUGGUGAUGUUUUAUCUGAACCUGUAAUGAAACAUUUUCAACGGAAUUUUAAUCCUUUAGAUGACGACUUGAAAUGUGAAGUUUGUAAUUUUGUUUCAAUUGGGAUUUGUUCUUUUAAGGCUCACAAAAGAUUACACGAAGGUGAACCACCCUUUGUUUGCCCAGAAUGUGGAAUAAACUUUAAAACUUUCGUCGAAGUGAUUAACCAUCAAGAUGAUGGUUGUUAUCAUUUUGCAAAGCAAGUCCGAUUAAAAUGUACAAAAAAACGCUGUAAAAAGAUUUUUUCUUAUCACACAAAUUAUAAACAACAUUUUUGUUCUCACAUAAAACAUAUUAUAGGAUGCUCAAAAUGUUAUAUGAUCGAAUUUGAUACUGAAGAAGAAAUUUCUUUACACAUUUUACAAUUUCACAAAGACGAAGAAGUUAUUCCUAAUGAUAUUUAUAAAUGUACACUCUGCCAAGAUUUAGUUUUAGAUGAUUUUACAAAACACAUUGAUUGGCAUUGCGACCCAAACAAAUUAACAAAUCGCGUUUACGUUUAUAUUUGUAAAUUUUGUAGAAAUUUUUUUAGAACUUCGGCAACAUAUGCAACCCAUUUAUCAAGAUGCAAUAAAAAAUCGAUUUCUGUAGCGGAAAUACUUUCGUCCAAAUAUUCCCCAGAAAUGACAUUUUGUAACAAUUGCCAAUUUUUAAUACAAUUUAAAAUACCUUCAACAAAAAAUUGUCCAAAAUGCGAAUCACCAGAUAAAUUACUUUAUCAUAAACCAGAGCAACAAACUUCUAAAAAACCGAAAUGUUCAUUAUGCAACUUUUCUAUUUUACCCGCCACCCAACAUAAAUGUAAAUUCGAUAACCCCAUCGUCAUAUUAAACAAUAUAAGCACCAUCGAUGAAACUCAAAAGUUACCGGAAAAAAGAAAAAAACGAAAAUCAUCUUCACCGAAUAAUUCCAAAAGAAAAGCUUCCAGAUCAAAUUCAGAAACUCAAGACUUAUCGUUUGAAUCGCCAAAACCAUUCGAUGGAACAUAUUUUUGUAAACUAUGCGAAUUCAAAUCGGAAAAUCGACCUGAUUUUCACAUUCAUUUGAAAGAACAUCGAGAGGGAGCCAUUUAUCAAUGUUUGGAAUGCGGCGAAUCCUUCGUUGUUAAGCCAAGCUUUGAGAAACACCUUAUUUAUUUUCAUCAAAUAACAGAUAUCGAUAAAUACAUUGAAGAAAACGGCGAUUGUUAUGAUAGAGAACUCGAAAUCCAACUUGAAAAUGACGUCGAAGAUAUCUUCGAACCAAAUCAGUGUAAAGUUUGUAGAGCGAAAUUUGAAGAUGAAUUUGAACUAAAAAAACAUUUUAGGGUUCAUGGGAUGGCAUUUUUGUUAAAUGGAACUAAAAAUUAAUAAAGAUUGAUGUUUAUUUUGAA